UCACUUAUGAUGGGAGUUUGUCCCACGUUGGUGUUGGGAAAGCGCGACUUACAUGAGCAUGAGAUUGUAAAUUAUAGGGAAAAACCGUCUCCUUGGCUGUCAGCAGUUUAGUAAGAGAUCCCACACCUAAUGUUCACUUUAAAAAGAGCAUUUUUUGACUUCCAGGCGAGUGGAUUAUUGUUUCUGGAGCAAAAAGAAGGCAUUAAGUCGCUUUGCUUCGGUUUAUGGGCUCGACAGAGCCGUGUGCGGCCCGGCGUUUCCUCAUUCCCGCGGAGAAUGGCCUCGAGUGCGGACAGCGCUCCGACACAGAGAGCGAGGAAAGCGCCCAGAGAGACGCUGCGCCACGUGAAGACGCGGGAACAGCGGAGACACGGGGAGCUGAACGGCGCGGCCACGGUGUACGUGCAGGUGGUGGGAGCCGGCAGCCGCGACAAUGGCGCGUCGCUCUACGUCUUCUCCGAGUACAACCGGUAUCUCUUCAACUGCGGUGAAGGAACACAGCGACUGAUGCAGGAACACAAAUUGAGAAUCUCCCGUUUGGACAACAUCUUUUUAACUAGAAUGAGCUAUGAAAAUGUUGGUGGUUUGUCAGGGAUGAUACUGACACUGAAAGAGACAGGAGUUCCUGAGUGCGUUCUUUCAGGCCCCCCACAGCUGGAAAAAUACUUAGAGGCCAUUCGUGUUUUCUCAGGAACUUUGGAUGAUAUCAAACUAGCCGUUCGGCCAUGCACUGCACCAGAGUACUCGGAUGAGACCAUGACUGUUACACAGGUACCAAUACCUGCCAGGCUCGCCAGAUACAGGCCAACCUCCAGCUGCUCCCCCUCCAGGGAGUGUGUGGCACGCAACAGUCGCGUGACAGAUUCAAUGGAAAGCUUGGGUUCGAAGGUCACCAGAGAUCCCUCUUUAGUUGUUGCCUUUAUUUGCAAGCUGCAUCCAAAGAAGGGAAAUUUCUUGGUUCUUAAAGCCAAAGAACUUGGAUUACCAGUUGGCACAGCAGCCAUUGGGCCCAUUGUUGCCUCUCUGAAGGAUGGGAGGAGCAUCAUCUAUGAAGGAAGAGAGAUCCGGCCAGAGGAGGUGUGCACCCCUGCUGACCCUGGGCCUGCUUUCAUUGUAGUUGAAUGCCCUUCAGAGGAGUUUGUCGAGCCGCUUUGCACUAGUGAUGUCAUCAGCAGAUACCAGAAUGGAGGAGGAAAAGACUCAGUCGCCCUGGUGGUGCACAUAACACCAGAUUCGGUCUUAGAGACGCAUCAGUACAAGAGCUGGAUGGAAAGAUUUGGUCCCAGUACAGAACACCUGAUCUUGAAUGAGCAGGUGUCCACUGUUCACAAUAUCCGGAGCUUUAAGAUCCAAACACACCUCAACAUGAUUCACCCAGAGAUAUUCCCACAGCUGAAAAACUACACAGCUGAGGGAAAAGAGGCUGUCCUACCUGUGCCCGGUGUGAGGGCCGAAUGCAUGCUCAAGUUCCAACUACGGCCAAAGUUAGAAUGGCAAAGAGACUCCAUUCCCAUGUGUGAUAUCACUGAGUUUGUGAAGGAAGCUGCAGAAGUGCCUGACUUCCUCAGGGAGCUGGAGCAGUUUAAGAAAUUGCAAUCCGCUAAUACUGCAGUCACAGAAGUAGAGAGUGUAAAGUACCCAGAAGUGGUGUUCCUAGGAACAGCAUCGUCUCAGCCCAUGAAGAUCAGGAAUGUUAGUGGAACCCUUCUCAACAUCAGCUCUACUCAGUCCAUAUUGCUUGAUUGUGGUGAAGGCACAUUUGGGCAGCUGUGUCGUCACUAUGGCAACGAUGUGGAUGACCUUCUGACAAAGCUGUCCACGAUAUUCAUUUCCCACAUGCAUGCCGAUCAUCACACGGGAUUGUUGCAGCUGCUCUUUCAAAGGAAGAGGGCCUUGGAUGCUUUUGGGAUACCAUUUUCUCCUGUUCACUUGGUGGCACCCCUUCAGAUCAUGCGUUGGCUGAACCAGUACCAUGAUCACUGCCAGGAAAUACUUAACCAUGUCAACAUUAUUCCCUCUCGCUUUCUGACUGCGGGAGCUGAUACACCCAGUCACAAGACAGAAUCUCUAAUCCAGUCUCUUCUGAAGAAGUUGGACCUGGAGAAGUUCCAGACAUGUGUAGUGCCACACUGCAAGGGCUCCUUUGCCUGCAGCCUCUCCCACCAAGCUGGCUGGAAGGUGGUCUUUUCUGGGGACACUGUCCCAUGUGAAGCCCUGGUUCAAAUGGGGAAAAACGCAACAUUGCUGAUUCACGAAGCUACACUAGAGGAUGGAAUGGAGGAGGAAGCCAAACAGAAACGGCAUAGCACAAUCUCACAAGCCAUUGAUAUUGGGAUGAAGAUGAAUGCCAAAUUCAUCAUGUUGAACCACUUCAGCCAGAGGUAUCCCAAGAUCCCCCUCAUCAGUGCAGAUUCUGGUGAUCGGGUGGGGAUCUCAUUUGAUCACAUGAAGGUCCACUUCACUGACUUUGGCAUCCUACCAAUGCUGGUGCCCUCACUCAAAACCUUGUUUGCUGAGGACAUUGGUGAAAUGGAGGACAGACGGGAGAAGCGCGAGAGGCGGGAUCAGAGACAAGGGAAAGCAACUUGUGUGGAGCCACUCAACAUGAAAGGGUUGCCUGACCCAAUGUUGAUGGGUACAAUUAUUCCUGUACCAGGGAUGGGCAGUGACAAACGAGACCGGGAAGAAGCCAGCAGCGACACAUUGAACAAAAGAAUUAAAUUCAGUUAAUUCAGUGACCAAUAUGGAUGCUUAACUUAGUUGACUUCAAAUUUAUAAAUAGUAUGUGGUUACAGAGUUUAAUUAAUUUAAUUAAAAAAAAAAAAAAGCUAAUCUACUAUGUAUAAUAAGGAUUCCAAGACUGCAUGAUCCAGUCUCUUAAGGGAUGAAAUAUCUAGAAAUAAUAUUUAGUUGAUUUUCUUGAAAAUAAAAAUAAACCUGAUUGCUGUUUGGUUUCUUUCAUUAUUAGUUUAUAUAAAUA
This is a messenger RNA of Scleropages formosus (Asian bonytongue), 2980 nucleotides long. RefSeq names its product elaC ribonuclease Z 2 (gene elac2). NCBI's taxonomy places the organism in Eukaryota, Metazoa, Chordata, Actinopteri, Osteoglossiformes, Osteoglossidae. Gene Ontology annotation, molecular function: 3'-tRNA processing endoribonuclease activity. Gene Ontology annotation, biological process: mitochondrial tRNA 3'-end processing. The record is from RefSeq and is a predicted model, not a curated record. Bases 130 to 2730 code for a protein of 866 amino acids. Gene Ontology annotation, cellular component: mitochondrion. The transcript has 24 exons.